UGCUGGACGUUUUUGAGAGAUUAAAGGGGUAAAAAACUACAAUUCCCAGCACGACUUCCGUUGCCGGUCGGAAGUACAUUUCAAAAUCAGGACAUUUUGGUUUCAUGCGGAAGUGACACGUUCAUAAUGGCAACAGGAGCAGAUCAAGCUGUUGGUUUUGGACUUGUUGGUUUUAGUCUGUUGCUGUUUACGUAUUACACAGUUUGGGUCAUAGUCUUGCCUUUUGUAGACAGCGACCAUGUAAUCCACAGCUAUUUUCUUCCACGGGAAUAUUCGGUCAUACUUCCUGGAGUCGCAGCCUUAAUCCUCUUACUUUUUGUUGGUACCUUCAUAGGGGUGAUAACAUGGAAGAAUCGAAAACCAAAGAAAGUCGAUUAAGGCUCUUCGGGCAGUUGUGAUUCAUCUGGUCGCGAGGACGAACUGUGUUGAUCUCACUCACGCAUCAACAACACUUUCAAUUUCAUUUAUAGCAAAGCGCUACUGAGCAAGUAGCUGCAUAGUCUUCUGUUUCAGCUUUGUGCACUCAAUGGCCGUGACUGAAGACCACACCACCUGUGACACGUUUAGCUUUGGAGAAUUCUUUCCAUGGUCAGGGAGUUAAAAGCAAAUACUAUGUGAGAACAUGCUUUAGGCGACUAAGAGAUGGGACAGACAGGGGUAGGUAUGUAUAGGGUGUAUCUGGAAGACAUCUAAAUGGAAUAUGGUAUCUUUUUGUUUAGUUAUGCUUUAAGUUGAAGAGAUUCAGCUGUUCUUUUAGGUUGUAAAUAGAUGUAUUUAUAAACUGGACUGCUUGCUUCUAGCAGCAAAAUAAUUCAGGACAAAGAUCUAUGAAAAAUGGGAAAGAGUACUUUUUUGUAAUAUAAACAAUACCACAUUAAAAUGAAUAGAAAUGUG
Puntigrus tetrazona (Sumatra barb) is the source of this 894-nucleotide messenger RNA. It is a transcript of the gene dpm2, whose product is annotated as dolichyl-phosphate mannosyltransferase subunit 2, regulatory. NCBI's taxonomy places the organism in Eukaryota, Metazoa, Chordata, Actinopteri, Cypriniformes, Cyprinidae. Gene Ontology annotation, cellular component: dolichol-phosphate-mannose synthase complex; endoplasmic reticulum membrane. Gene Ontology annotation, molecular function: enzyme regulator activity. The transcript has 4 exons. The record is from RefSeq and is a predicted model, not a curated record. The coding region runs from base 127 to 378 and encodes 83 amino acids. Gene Ontology annotation, biological process: GPI anchor biosynthetic process.